GAUAACUAGCAAAUCGAUAUAGAAAUUAUUAUAAGAUCUCAUGCGAUUGGGGCAUUCAUGUUGCAUUGAGAAUAGAAAACGAAAGAACGGCAUUUCGAGGAAACAAGCAGAAAAGAGAACUACAUUCACUCGAUAUAGUAGAUAUAGAUUUGUUCAUGUUUACGUCUUUCUAACCAAAACUGUUGGUUAAUUGUUCGUAAUAUUGUCGGUACACGAUUAAAAAACGGAUUUUACUGACGAUUCGUCGUAAUAAUUUAAAUACAUCGUUACAUGUCAGAAGUUAUACGUAUGCAUGAACUUCAGUUGAAUAUUUUAUGAUUAAAAUUGGAUUGUGGUAAGGCAUUUCGUUCAACUAUAUUAGAAGGGAUAAAUAAUGAAUAUCCGCAGCAGAAGAAAGAAUACUCUCGUUAAAGAAACCAAGACUGAAUAAUCUGACAUUACAUGAAGCCUGAGAUAUGCAUGGCUCUUGUAUGACAAUAGAAGUUUGAUAGGAUGCCCACCAUAGCCAGUUCCUCUUUAACAUAUGAAAUUCUCAUGUACUUUAAUUCCUUUUAUUUUGGUAUGUUUGCUGUUUGCGAAUUGGUCAUGGGAUUCUUCAAGGCUGCAAAUUUGCCUUCACCUGGCACGAGCAAAACAUUGUUAGAGUUUGCAAUUUUGUUCUUCCUUAUAACCACGGAAGGUGCCAGAAUUUAUCUUGGAAGGAAAGGAAAUUUGACAGAACACGGACUACCAAUUCUUAUCGGAUUUAUUUUAACUAUACCUAGCUCGCUGGCAACAUUGUACUUUUUAAUUUGGCAAAAUUAUGUGCUGCGAUUGGAAGUAAUUCUUUGCAGCAUACAACUAGUCCUCCUGGCAUCUGAAUUAGUUAUUUCCGUCUUGUGCCUUAUAGCUAUUUAUCGUCCUCCAUCUCCCGAAGAGUGAGUAAUGCUUUGAGUGCCUUCUAUCAUCUUUCCAAAUAUGUACAAUUUUAAUGUAUACAAUAUAUAAAUGAAGAAAAUAGAAGUAAAAUAAAA
Molecule: messenger RNA, 1013 nt
Organism: Hylaeus anthracinus
Lineage: Eukaryota; Metazoa; Arthropoda; Insecta; Hymenoptera; Colletidae
Product: transmembrane protein 216-like
Exons: 2
Coding region: 493-921 (142 amino acids)
Biological process (GO): non-motile cilium assembly
Cellular component (GO): ciliary transition zone
Source: RefSeq, a predicted model, not a curated record